GUGAGCAUUGACAUAUCUCGAUGUUCCAGCAAAACAAACCGAAAUUUUCCAAAAUUUUCAUUAAAAGGUGAUUUUAGAUUUCACAAACGUAUUUUAUUUACAUAAGCUUAAAGAAAAUACCAAAAAUGGACACCAAUUCCAUUAUUCGUGCGCUGAUUCACGAUAUGAUAGCGGUGCCGCAGCAUAAUGAUAUAAACAUCAAUUCAGAACACAUUACAAUGUUGGAAGGGGGAAAUACUGCAAGAAAUAGUUCAAACGUACGUCGGGGACAUACAGCUAGGAAGUCUGCCGUGAUUCCACGACGUCAACAUCGCGCUCUAGGCUUGCACACAUUACCAAAAACUGCGGUUACAUAUCUGGACGCAACGAAAAUACAUCGUGUUUGGAAGCGUUAUGUGCGUGAAGCGCUCGGUAUAGAAUCAGGCGACGUUCUGCCUACGGUAUAUGAGAAAGGUCACGAUUCCAUUUGCCAAGCGUUGAUGAAAAUUGAUCUGCAUGGUGCUCAAAUAAAAGUACUGGAAUCGAAAUGUGAAACCUUGGUGGGAUUGAUUGGUGUUGUGGUAUUGGAAACGAAAAAUAUAUUCAAGAUAGUAAGCACAGAUGAUCGUUUAAGAUCGAUACCGAAGCACGACAGCGUUUUUUGCAUUACCAUUGGAAAUAUAGAAGUUGUCGCUUACGGUAAACAAUUAUUGACACGUAGUGCAGAGCGCAGCGUCAAAAAGAUAAAGGCCGUCUUUGAUCCUUCUAGUCUCGACUAAGAAGCGCUUUUACUAAAAGUUAUGUAUUAAACAAUUGUCGAAAAGCGGUCAACUAAACUGAUAGUACAAAAUACAAAAAAUUAUAUAAAGUAAUUCUUAAAUGAGAACAUAAUUUGACAAUUGUCUGUAUAACCAAAGGUCAAUAUUAGAUUAGGUUACAAUAAUUUAUAUACGCCUUUAUAACUUUUUUAUGCAAAGUCUUGCUUAAGAUUCGUAAUAUUUUUUGCAAUUAAUGCAAAUAUUUAUAUAAUAAAAAGCUCUGUAACUGACCAAACUGA
Messenger RNA from Bactrocera latifrons, 1036 nucleotides. RefSeq names its product ribonuclease P protein subunit p29 (gene Pop4). Gene Ontology annotation, biological process: rRNA processing; tRNA 5'-leader removal. NCBI's taxonomy places the organism in Eukaryota, Metazoa, Arthropoda, Insecta, Diptera, Tephritidae. Gene Ontology annotation, cellular component: ribonuclease P complex; ribonuclease MRP complex. The record is from RefSeq and is a predicted model, not a curated record. Bases 126 to 758 code for a protein of 210 amino acids. Gene Ontology annotation, molecular function: ribonuclease P RNA binding. The transcript has a single exon.